Molecule: messenger RNA, 850 nt
Organism: Didymodactylos carnosus
Lineage: Eukaryota; Metazoa; Rotifera; Eurotatoria; Philodinida; Philodinidae
Source: the annotation of a GenBank genome assembly
CAUGUCAGAGAAAACAAAGAGCCAUGUAUAGGUUAUGUUGCUGUUUUUUGUUGUUAGUAUGUUGAAAAUGACCGAAUAAACAGGUCGAAAUAUCCAAAUGAAAGGUUUAAAAAACAUUAUUAAUUGAAUAUUCAACAUUCAAACAAAACAAGUUACACAUAUACAUCAAGUUAUUAAUGUCAUAUUUAAAAGAGUAUAAACCUGAUAUGAACGACUUUAUUAAAAAGAAAAAGAAAAAAGUUAGUGUAAUAUUAAUCUUGUCAAUAAAUAAAUGACAAAAAAGAUUUUUCUUUAAAAUUUCACGGACAUAAGUAGCAGUAUACUUACGCUUUCUCAUCUACUGUCAUUUAUAAUCCUUAUCAAUAAUAACAAAAUAAUAGUCCUAACAAAGAGGAUAGUAAUGAAACACAUCAUAAUAUAAUUUUCGUUUAAUACUACUGCUGCCUAUUACUGACAUUACUGGAGUUUUAAAGGAUGCGAUACUGCAUUUUCAAUAUGUAAUCAGUUCGAUGAGUUUCACUUUUUAGCUCCAAUAGGGGAAGUUCUCUCUUCUAACAAAUUAUUAUUUUUUUCAACUUAUUUGUUUUUAGACACUGGAUUAUUUGAAAUUGUUCGUACGGCUUUUAAACGUAGUUUAACCCGUUUUUCAAUGAAACAUCCAUGGUUCGAUGGUAGCUCCGAUGUCAUGAGAUACACUCAAGCCACAUUGAAAAGUGGUUUACACGUUGGUGAAGGUUGUCGAUUGACACCGAGCUUAUGUUCGGGAGAUGAACAAUGUUGUUCAGGACGAUGUUUAUGUCGAAAAUGGUUACUGAUGGGUGAAGAACGAUGCCUUAGAAAAUGUUUUUAA